AUGGAGAGACAAACGCGCGCUGAUACUUUCCGGCUAAAGUUCAAAAUCGAUAUUCCCGAAACGUCGCAGAAACAGUCUGAACCCUUUAGGGUCACUACGUUCAAGGCACCAGAUCGAGCUCUGCAUGAGAUUCUCCCCAACUACGUUCCUCCUGGAUCGGCGUCUCCUUCUGUUAAACGGUUUGAUCCUCGCAAAGUCUCCUGCUUGCAGCCGCUAGCAGCCUUCACGAAAACAGCGCACCAGUGUGUAGCCCAGAAUGAGCGGUUGAUGCAUCUUCAUUUUGUGAUUGCCAAAGACCUAACUUUGAUGUGCGUCGCAUGGCAACAUGUCGUACUCGAUGCACCCGCCCUGAAACUGAUAGUUGCUGAGUGGGAAGGCCUUCUUCUCACGAGGGAUGCUCACCUGCGCACGCACGACACGAAUGACCAUAGUCCGGAAGUCGAGGGACUAAAGGACAGGCCGAACUUGGAUGAAUUGAUCAGUACCCUUAAGAUAAAUUCUCCCUCAUCCUUUCCGGGGUGGGCCGCCGUCACCCUUUGGGGUGGAUUGAAGUUGAAGCUGGUCUCUAAAAUCUACAGUCUACUUUAUCCGCGCACAUUUGGAACGGCCUACUUGCCCCCAAAGCUUGUUGCGGGACUGGUUGCGCGGGUAAGGUCAAACGCUGGGCCAGGAGUAGUACUCUCGAGAAACGACAUUAUCGCUAGCUGGUUUUACAAGGCAACGUGCGAAAUUUAUCAGCCAGGAACAUCUACGACCUUAUCUCGAGCUGUGAAUCUGCGUGGAAAGCAUCAUCUCAUCUCGCCCCGUGUAUCGGGCAACGUUCUAGGUCUGGCCGUCAUGCCGAGUGUUCAAUCUGGUGCACUUCAGAAAGCGCGACUUGAAGAUCUAGCGUUGACAACUCGCUCUUCUGUAGAGAAGUUCAAAGAUCCAGACUACGUCUCUACAUUCAUGGGUUUCAGGAUGAAUUGCGGUAACGCAGGCCGCAUUGCCAUCCCGAAAGUGAAGCUCGGCAAUCAGCGAUGCCUCAUCACAUCUUUCGUGAAUCUCGGACUCUCGAAUCCAAAUUUCGGAGAGGGAGUGUUAGUUGAGAGACCAGUGCAGUUGACCAUGGAGCCGAUUGUGAUAAGAGUCAUUGAUGAUGCUAGAGGUGGCUGGAGUAUCCAUGGAAACUUACCGCAUGCAGCUUGGGAUGCUUUGGAGAGAAACAUGGAACGAGAAAUGGAAGGCAUGGAUACAAAGUCUUAG
Molecule: messenger RNA, 1245 nt
Organism: Fusarium tjaetaba
Lineage: Eukaryota; Fungi; Ascomycota; Sordariomycetes; Hypocreales; Nectriaceae
Product: chloramphenicol acetyltransferase-like domain protein
Exons: 3
Coding region: 1-1245 (414 amino acids)
Source: RefSeq, a predicted model, not a curated record